Messenger RNA from Eutrema salsugineum, 1150 nucleotides. RefSeq names its product BLOC-1-related complex subunit 8 homolog. NCBI's taxonomy places the organism in Eukaryota, Viridiplantae, Streptophyta, Magnoliopsida, Brassicales, Brassicaceae. The transcript has 2 exons. The record is from RefSeq and is a predicted model, not a curated record. The coding region runs from base 250 to 942 and encodes 230 amino acids.
UUUUGUCUGCACUUUAUCGUGAAAGAGCUCAAAGUAAAUUGCUUUUUGUUUGGUUCCUUGAUCAGAUGAUAGGAGGAACACAUCAGGAGAGACACGGAGAUUCCAAUUCCUUAUUGACAGUGAGAUUAUUCACCGAUUAUCGCCGAUUCGCCUCUUUUCUCUCUGCUCCGUCGUCAUCUAGGUUUUCCUUUGUGCUCUAGUUUUUCCUUGUUGCUGUGGAGUUUACAGAAAUGCAUUCUUUUUGACAGAAUGCAUGAGUUCUCUACUGUUGAUGGUUUUGCGGAGAUAAACGAGAGUUUGGCCGAGAUGAUAAAAUACAUUGCAAACGAACCCUCAGUGGGGCUUUACUACAUUCAGCAGCAUGUCCGAAACGCAGCACCUAAUGUCCUUAGCCUCAACAGCAACGUUUUGGACAAGUCCCGCGAAACGGUCUUGCACACCGAAGACUUGGAAGAUUCUAUAGCCAUGGUGAAAUCAAUGAAAGAGUGUGGCUCACCUAUUGCUGAUGAGAUGAUAGGAGACAUCAAAAAAUCCUUAGCGAUGAUGUCUUCGAAGCAACCGAGGAGAGGGCUAAUCCUCAACGCCGCAAGCCCUUGGAGCAGAUCAAGCAGUAUAACAUCCACAACGCGUGGUUCUGGUUUCAGCCAGGAUAAUAGCGAAAGCAGUAGCUAUUUCACAUCGGUGUUAAAGUCGGCUAAGGAGAAAGCAAGCAACAUCAAAUGGCCACAACUUGACUUCAAAGAACAGAAGGUGGAGUCCAGCCCCAAUGUGGAAAGCAAUGAGUUAGAAGAAGAAGAAGAAGACAAAGAAGAAGUCUUGAGUAAAGGUGAACAUAUGGUGGAGACGACAAAGUUCGAGGAGUUUAAGGCCGGUAAAGAAGCGAGUCUCAAGGCAUGGCUUGGAGAUAUGGAUGAUACUCAGAGCCGACCCGAACUCAUAUGACACCGUAAAGCAUACCAAAAGAAUGAAAAUGUUGCCCCUUACCCGCGGCUAUAUUUUUUUUACAACAUUUUCUUAGGUAUAUAAAAUCGAAAAAAUGCUAAAUGCAUUCAAAGUUAAAUUAAGCUUGUAAAAUUUUAUUGAAUUCUUUUAAUUUUUCCAAGUAUGUGAGAGUAUUAGAACCCAAUGGUUGAUAAAUUUCAUGUUUGUU